CAUUAUCAAUUUGCCGUGCAUUUGUGUUAUCACUCGUAUGUUCUCUUGUCUAUUCAUAGUGCAACAUGAUGUUGCUCGAGCAUAUUUGGAUAUCGAAAAGUAUUAGUUUUAAUAACUAAAUUUGGUCAUAAUACAAUUGAUUAAUUUUAUUAAAGAUCAGCGGUAGAUCGAUUCUUGGAAGAGAUGGAGCUAUUAACAUGAAAUUUGUACAUUCUAUAAAAAAAAAACAUGAAAUUUGUACAUUGAAGGACAUAUAUACAUGUAUGGCCUUGUAUUGCAUAUUUGCAUGCAUCCAAUACUUCCUUCCAAUUAUGUAUGUCAACUUUUCGGGUAGUUGUCAACUCAUCAUCAAUCUGGCAUAUUUCAUUCUACGAGCCCUUUAACAUGAGCUGAAAGGAUAUCACCCUUAUAUAAAAUAAAAUAAAAACGGAAAGAACAAUCACAUAUAUGUUUGGAAUAGAUACCAUUUUGGGAGAGUUGAAAAAACACUAUCUCGUUGAAAGAUUCUAUACAUUUACCCCUUUUCAAUGCAUUUCUUUAGACAAAAAUUCUGUUUUGUCCUCUUUUCGGAUUAUAAAUAUUUCUCAAAACAUGGAAUGUGAAUCAAAACUCAUGUUUGAAUUGAAAUUGAGAGACCAUACGUAAUCAUAAUCAUGGAACACCUUGAACAAAACUAAGUCAGUCUGUCUAUCAACCCAGCUCGGUCCAAUGUGCCCCAACCAUACUGAAGUGGGCAAAUAUAUGGGCCACCUCGUGGGCUUUCCUAGAGACGAAAGCCCAGUCUAAAACAAAAAAAAAAAACAGAAAUUUCGACAACCAUUGUCACGAGUCACGACUCAUGAGAAAAGAAGAAUGUCCAUCCUCUAGUUUCUUGUUCAUCUCUUUUUGUUUUUGGUCAGUUUCUUGUUCAUCUGUUCUUUGGCCUUGCGUUUAGCCGUUUACACUGGUAUAAAAGUUACUCGUUCAUAACAGUUUAUGAGUUGGGGAAAUUUUGAAAUCCAGGAUAAAGCUUCAGUAAUGAGGAGAGGUUUUGUUUGAUUGGCAUUUUCCUACCGUUGGGUUUGAAUAAAUCAUGACUUGGGAUCGGCCCAAUUCCAAAAACAAAGAUAGUGGAUGUUCGGUGGGCCUACGUUUUGUUCCAUAGCGUGGCUGAAUUUGAAUUAUUUUGGAUCUCCGGAGCCUUCUCUUCUUAAUAUAUUAAAAAGAAAAAAAAAGCCCAAUACAAUUUUGCGUUAAGCAUCGAAAAAUCUUUCUCCCAAGUCCAAAUUAGUCCUCCCUUCUCGUCUUCAUCUUCGUUAAACCCUCCCAUCCAAUAUAUACACCUCCCUCCAUUUUACAGAUAACUUCCUAAUUACCUUUCCUCCCCAUUUGAAGUCAUCUCUGUGUCAAUUUCAUUUCAAACGCACCACGGGCUUCUCCCUCUCUCCCUCUGCACUUUCGACCCCAACUAUUCCUUCCGGCAGAUCCCCCCGCCUAACUCCUCAGAUCCAGGGAGAUCUUCGAUCUGACGGCUGCGGGCGGCUGCGCCGGCGGGACUCUCUUCAGAUUCCUUCUUGUUUCCUUCCUAUCUGAUUAGCUCGGAGAUAUGGACAAUUUGAUCUCUCUUGUUAACAAGAUUCAGAGAGCUUGUACUGCUCUCGGUGAUCACGGCGAAGCUAGCGCGUUGCCUACUCUUUGGGACUCCUUGCCGGCUAUCGCCGUCGUCGGUGGCCAGAGUUCGGGGAAGUCGUCGGUGUUGGAGAGCGUAGUAGGGAAGGACUUCUUGCCUCGUGGAUCUGGGAUUGUUACUCGAAGACCUCUAGUGCUGCAGCUUCAUAAGCUGGAUGAAGGAAGCAGAGAAUAUGCUGAGUUCCUCCACCUGCCGAAGAAAAGGUUCACUGAUUUUGCUGCUGUGCGGAAAGAGAUUGCAGAUGAGACUGAUAGAGAGACAGGCCGCUCUAAGCAAAUUUCUAGUGUUCCCAUCCAUCUCAGCAUAUAUUCUCCAAACGUUGUCAACCUCACGCUGAUUGAUCUUCCCGGGCUCACAAAAGUAGCAGUUGAGGGUCAACCUGACAGUAUCGUGCAGGAUAUUGAGAACAUGGUCCGCUCUUUUAUUGAGAAGCCCAACUGUUUAAUUUUAGCAGUGUCACCUGCAAACCAAGAUCUUGCCACCUCGGAUGCUGUUAAAAUUUCCCGUGAGGUGGACCCUACAGGAGAGAGAACUUUUGGAGUUUUGACAAAGAUUGACCUCAUGGACAAGGGUACCGAUGCAUCUGAAAUAUUGGAAGGAAAAGCUUACCGGUUAAAAUUUCCUUGGGUUGGUGUUGUGAACCGUUCACAAGCUGACAUUAACAAGAACGUGGACAUGAUCGCUGCUCGGCGUAGAGAGCGCGAGUAUUUUGCAACCACCCCAGAGUACAAGCACCUUGCUAACAGAAUGGGUUCUGAGCACCUAGCAAAAAUGCUGUCCAAACAUUUAGAAGUUGUAAUCAAGUCCCGCAUCCCUGGCCUUCAGUCUCUUAUUAACAAGACAAUUGCUGAGCUUGAAGCUGAGCUUAGUCGCCUUGGAAAACCUAUUGCUACUGAUGCCGGAGGGAAGCUAUAUUCGAUCAUGGAGAUUUGCCGUCUUUUUGAUCAAAUAUACAAGGAGCAUCUGGACGGAGUUCGACCAGGAGGUGAAAAGGUAUACAAUGUAUUCGAUAACCAGCUUCCUGCUGCGCUGAAGAGGUUGCAAUUUGACAAGCAGCUUGCAAUGGAGAAUAUCCGCAAACUGAUCACUGAAGCCGAUGGGUACCAACCACAUUUAAUAGCUCCCGAGCAGGGAUAUCGUCGUCUAAUUGAAUCUUCUUUGGUUACUAUCCGAGGUCCUGCUGAGGCAGCUGUUGAAGCUGUUCAUUCCAUAUUGAAGGAGCUGGUACAAAAAGCCAUCCUCGAGACUCUGGAACUGAGGCAGUACCCUGGCCUCAGAGUAGAGCUUACAAACGCAGCUGCCGAAUCACUUGGCCGGAUGAAAGAAGAAAGCAAGAAAGCAACCCUGAAGCUGGUGGACAUGGAGUGUAGUUACCUGACUGUUGAUUUCUUCAGAAAGCUUCCCCAAGACAUUGACAAGGGUGGCAACCCUACUCAUUCCAUAUUCGACAGAUACAACGAUUCAUAUCUUAGACGAAUUGGCAGCACCGUUCUUUCCUAUGUGAAUAUGGUGUGUGCCACCUUACGUAACUCUAUUCCCAAGUCCAUCGUCUACUGCCAAGUCCGUGAGGCCAAACGAAGCCUCCUCGACCAUUUCUUCGCUGAGCUGGGGAAAAUGGAGCAAAAGCAAUUGUCCCAAUUGUUGAACGAAGACCCUGCGGUCAUGCAGCGCCGCAGCGACCUUGCAAAGAGAUUGGAGUUAUACAGGUCUGCACAGGCCGAGAUCGACGCAGUCGCUUGGGCGAAGUAAAGAUAUUUAGGUGAUGUCGUUGAUGAUCUCCUUCAAAUGCAGAAGAAUGGAAUAUGGUGUUUGGUGAUGUUGGGCUCAGAUAUUGUAGUAUUAGCUGAUGAGAUUUUCACUUGUUUGCCAUUUGAUGAUUCAUUUUUCAUUAUGUAGUUCUCCUCCCGUGAGCUAUGGAGACUUCCCUUCUCUUUGAUGUGGCUGGCUUUAGUAGCAUAGGGAUUCACAUUGUAAUACGAAUUGACGGAUGCAGAAAGAGCCUGUCUAUAAUGGCUGUUUUGCCGAGCUAUGUAGUAUGUGCUGCAUUGUUAGGAUUGGAGCUGCUCUACGUGAUGAUGCCGGUUUCUUUCUUGGUAGUCUGGUUUCGUCUAGUAGAUAUUUCAUUUCUUCCAUUACAUCAUAUAGACAUGGGCUUUUGGAAGGUGGAACAGGCAUUGGAACAGGCCUGG
This is a messenger RNA of Linum trigynum, 3858 nucleotides long. The record is from the annotation of a GenBank genome assembly. NCBI's taxonomy places the organism in Eukaryota, Viridiplantae, Streptophyta, Magnoliopsida, Malpighiales, Linaceae.